CUCCCCCGCUACCCCUUCAGAAACAGCCAGGCUAUAUAACCUGAGCCUUCUUCUCCAGGCAUCCUCAAAAAGGAGGAGGAGAGGGAGGAACAAAAAUAAAUAAUCAAAAGGGGGGGAAAGCUAUCUCAGGAGCAACAGGGUGAUGCGACCAUCACUGCGAAGAGCGCGCUGAGGAAGGAAAGGCGGAAGGUCCGGCAUGACCAAGUCCUUCAGCGAGGGCGGGCUGGUGGGGGAGCCCCAGGUUCUGCCUCCCCAGGGCCCCUCGAGUUGGUCCGGUGAUUGCCUGAGCCCCCCGGAGGUGGAGGAGGAGGAAGAGGAGGAGGAGGAAGAGGAGGCCGACAAGAAGGAGGAGGACCUGGAGGCCGAGGUGGACUCGCUGCGGACAGGCGGCGAGGAAGAGGAGGACGAGGAGGAGCUGGACGACGAGGAGGAGGAAGCCUUGGACGAGGAGGAGGAAGAGGAGGAGGACGAAGAGGGCGAGGAGGGCCCCAAGCCCAAGCGCCGGGGCCCCAAGAAGAAGAAGCUGACCAAGGCGCGCCUGGAGCGCUUCCGCCUGCGCCGGAUGAAGGCCAACGCGCGGGAGCGGAACCGGAUGCACGGUCUGAACGCGGCGCUGGACAACCUGCGCAAGGUGGUGCCCUGCUACUCCAAGACGCAGAAGCUGUCCAAGAUCGAGACGCUGCGCCUGGCCAAGAACUACAUCUGGGCGCUGUCGGAGAUCCUGCGCUCGGGCCAGAGCCCCGACCUGGUGGCCUUCGUGCAGAGCCUGUGCAAGGGCCUCUCGCAGCCCACCACCAACCUGGUGGCCGGCUGCCUCCAGCUCAACCCGCGCACCUUCCUACCCGAGCAGGGCCCCGCCGAGCAGGCCCACCUCCUGGCCCAGCCGGCCCUACCCCAGCCGGGGCCCUUCCCCGGAGCCCCCUUCGCCUACACCUCCCCGGGCCUGCCCAGCCCGCCCUACGGCACCAUGGACGGCGCCCACCUCUUCUCCUCUCUCAAGGGGGCCCACGCCGCCGCCUAUAGCGCCGCCCCCGCCCCCUCCGCCGCCCUCGAGCCCUCCUUCUUCGAGAGCGCCCUCGCCUCCGCCGUGGCCGCCGCCGCCGCCGCUGCCGAGUGCGCGCCCAGCCCCGCCGCCUUCGACGGGCCCCUCAGCCCCCCGCUCAGCGUCCACGGAGGGAACUUCGCCUUCAAGCACGAGGCCGCCGCCGCCGCCGCCUCAGCCACGGCCGCCGCCGACUUCGAGAAGGGCGCCUACGCCUUCGCCAUGCACUACCCGCCCUCCGGAGCCGGGCACGGCGCCCUCUUCUCCUGCGCCGCAGCCCGCUGCGAGAUCCCCCUCGAGGGACUCCUGCCCUACGAGAGCCACGCCCCACACCACCACCAGCACCACCACCACGAGCGGGCCAUGAGCGCCCAGCUCAACACCAUCUUCCACGACUGAGGCAGGCCCUCGCCCUCCCUGGGAGAGCUGCGCCCACCACCCAGAGGGCCUCAAGAAGGAGACCCAUUCUGUGGAGUAUCCCCGGGACAACCUCCUGCUCCAGGAGAACCAUGGUGCCCACCAGGAGAAGGUCAUGUACACCCAGCUCAAUGCCAUCUUCCAUGACUGAGGGAGGCUCUUGCCCACCCUGGGAGAGCUGUGCCCAUCACCCAGCACAAGGCCGUCUUCUAGGACUGAGAGAUGCCACCCCUGAGAGCCUCAAGAAGGAGAUCCAUUUAGUGGAGCAUCCCUGGGACAACCUCCUGCCCCAGGAGAGCCAUCAUGAGAGGUUCAUGAACGUCCAGCUCCAUGCCAUCUUCCAUGACUGAGGGAGGCCCUCAUUCUCCUAAAUGGGGCACCUAAGGACAACUCUCUGCCCUGGGAGAGCUGUGCCCACUACCCAGCACAAGGCCGUCUUCUAGGACUGAGAGAUGCCACCCUUGAGAGCCUCAAGAAGGAGAUCCAUUCGGUGGAGCAUUCCCGGGACAACCUCCUGCCCCAGGAGAGCCAUGGUGCUCACCAUGAGAAUGUCAUGAGCACCCAACUCCAUUCCAUCUUCCGAGACUGAGAGACCUCCCCAACCUGGACGCCACGGGUAAGACACCUGACAGGAACAGGCUCCCUGUCAUACAUCAGCUCCAUGCCUUCUUCCAGGACUGAGAGAUGCCACUCCUAGGAGCCUCCAGCAAGUGGGGCAUCUCAGGGACCUUCUUCUGCUCUCCCAGAGCCACCAGGCCUAGCAGGACAGCAUUCCGAGCUCUCACCUGCACCCCCAGGACAACUUCCUUCUCGCCAUGAGAAAGUCCUGAGUGCACAGCUCCAGGCCAUCUUCCAAGACUGAGUGAUGCCACUCCUAGGAGCCUCCAGCAACUGAGGUGUCCCGGGGACCUUCUCCUGAUCUCUCCAAGCUUCCAGGCUUAACAGGAGAGCAUCCUGAGCACCCAACAGGGUUUUCAGGAUAGCCUCCUGCUCUCCAUGAGAUAGUCCUGAGUGCACAGCUCCAGGACCAGAUAUGCUACUUCUGGCAGCUUCAAGAAGGAGACCCAUUCCAGGGACAAUCUUCUGCCCCUACUAGGCCUAACACAAGAGAGUCAUGAGUGUCCAGCUCAAUGCCAUUUUCCACAACUGAGAGGCACACUGUCCAGAUCUCAUGGGAGGGAGCCCUGGGGAACCCACUUGACAGUAUGUCUUGGGAACAAUUUCCUGCCCUAAGAGAUCUGUAUCCAUCACCCAGCUCAAGGCCAUCUUCCACAAGUGAGAGGCGCCUUGGGAGGGAACCAAAGGAGGCCCAUCUGGUGUCCCAGGGACAACCUCUUUCAGUGCCCACCACAGGAGGAUCAUGAGUGCCCAGCUCCAGGUCAUCUUCCAUGACUGAAUGAUGCCACCUCCCAAGAGCCUCAAAAAAAAGAUCAAUUUGGGUGGGGAACCUCCUGCUGCAAGAGAGCCAUCGUGCCCACCAUAAGAGAUUCAUGAGGGCCAUCUUCCAGGACUGCAAGACCUUCCCAACCUGGACACCACAGGAAAGACACCCAGGGACAACCUCCUGCCAUACGCCCAUCUACAUGACAUCUUCCAGGACUGAGAAAUGCCACUUCUGGUGGUCUGUAGAAGGGGACCCGCUUCUAGGACCACCUCCUUUCCUCCAAAACUGCCAUGCCCACCACGAGAGGGACACAAACAGUCAGCUCAAUGCCACUUUCCACGAGUGGGGGAUCCAAGGAGUCUCCUAGCAGAGCUCAGCUGCCAGUGAAUAAAGAAGCAGGAGGGAAAUAAAAGAGAGGGGAGGCGAAGGGGGAAAGCAACCCAGGCCUUGGAGUCAUCAUCCCCGUGUCUUCUCUUCAAAGACUUUCAGGCAGAAGUUGCCUUCACCUCCCUGCUUCCUGCCCCCCCCCCCCCAUUUUCCCUUUUCCUGGUUCUGUCUAUAAAAAUCACAGAAAAAGAUUCAGCUCCACUCCCUUGAUCUGAUCGGGACAACAACAACAAAAUCGCAAGCAAUAAUUUGGAUCUAUGCAAUUCUUUUUUAAAAAAAAAUUAAUGAAAAGAAGAGAGAAACUUAGUCAGGGGCCAGUUUCAAAAUAAAUAAGAAUGAUGAUAAUAAUGAGAGAGAGAGAAAAGAAGUAUAUAUCAAAUGUCUAUUUUUCAAUCAGCCGCUUUUCUUCCUUCUCCUUGCUACCUUUCCCGUGGUGAGUUUAUUUUGUUGUGAGGUUUUUUUUGUACAGAUUUUUUUAAAAGACACUCUUUUGAUAAAAGACUAUUUUAAAACCA
Anolis sagrei ordinatus is the source of this 3745-nucleotide messenger RNA. It is a transcript of the gene NEUROD1, whose product is annotated as neuronal differentiation 1. Gene Ontology annotation, cellular component: nucleus. Gene Ontology annotation, molecular function: DNA-binding transcription factor activity, RNA polymerase II-specific; E-box binding; protein dimerization activity. Gene Ontology annotation, biological process: sensory organ development; axon development; positive regulation of transcription by RNA polymerase II. Lineage: Eukaryota; Metazoa; Chordata; Lepidosauria; Squamata; Anolidae. The record is from RefSeq and is a predicted model, not a curated record.